Sphaeroforma arctica JP610 is the source of this 447-nucleotide messenger RNA. RefSeq lists its product as hypothetical. The coding region runs from base 1 to 447 and encodes 148 amino acids. The record is from RefSeq and is a predicted model, not a curated record. The transcript has a single exon. Lineage: Eukaryota; Ichthyosporea; Ichthyophonida.
AUGUCAAUCAAUGUACGGAUCACAAAACCUUACGAACCUAUGGCUAGUCCUGAUGACCGUGAAUCUAUGACACGAGCAGCUAACUUUUUCUAUGCCAAGAUUCCUGCGACAGCUAAAACACCCAUGCAGGUAGAUCCAAGAGGUACUGGAACUAACAGGCUAAAGCGUGUGACACAGGCAGGUAUGAAGGAUUAUGCGGAAAUGUUUGGCGGCAAUCCUUACGAGAAACGAACACAUGCUAAUAGCGCACAGCGGGACGAACGUAUCAAGGCAAUCGGGCAGACUGUUGAACAAUGGCAACGCGAGGCUAUGGAGUAUCUACACCGUGGUAAAGAAGCAGGUAUUUCGAUCAACCAAGAGGCCAAGAGUUUCGCGGAACAAACUGGGCAACAAUUCAGCGAGCAUAUGAGAUCAGCACAGGAUGGUAUAUCCAGACCUCCCAUGUAG